This is a messenger RNA of Danio rerio (zebrafish), 1071 nucleotides long. RefSeq names its product ubiquitin-conjugating enzyme E2, J2 (UBC6 homolog, yeast) (gene ube2j2). Gene Ontology annotation, cellular component: endoplasmic reticulum membrane. The record is from RefSeq and is marked provisional. NCBI's taxonomy places the organism in Eukaryota, Metazoa, Chordata, Actinopteri, Cypriniformes, Danionidae. Gene Ontology annotation, molecular function: ligase activity; ubiquitin conjugating enzyme activity.
UUGGCAUGGGGGAUAGAUGACAAUUUCACCUUAGCCGAAGAGCUACAUUUUUGUUAUUUUUGAAAGUUUAUCCAGGGCGUGUUCACUCGAAAAUAAAGGGAUAUCGAUAUAUCACCAGAACCUGACCCUGGUCGAUCCCGUGGAGGGCGUUGAAAGAGAUGAGCAACAACUUAAACAAGAGGGCCCCAACCACAGCAACACAGCGGCUAAAACAGGAUUACCUGCGCAUCAAGAAAGAUCCAGUCCCGUAUAUCUGUGCUGAACCUCUGCCCUCCAACAUUUUGGAAUGGCAUUAUCUAGUUCGUGGCCCUGAGAAAACUCCAUAUGAAGGUGGUUACUAUCAUGGCAAACUCAUUUUUCCACGGGAAUUUCCCUUCAAGCCGCCGAGCAUAUACAUGAUCACACCCAACGGCAGAUUUAAAUGCAACACGAGGUUGUGUCUUUCCAUCACAGAUUUUCACCCUGACACGUGGAACCCUGCGUGGUCUGUGUCCACCAUUUUAACCGGCCUCCUGAGCUUCAUGGUGGAAAAAGGCCCGACUCUUGGCAGUAUCGAAACUUCUGACUUCACAAAACGACAGCUGGCCUCCCAGAGUCUUGCAUUCAACAUCAAGGACAAAGUUUUUUGCGAACUCUUUCCAGAUGUUGUUGAAGAAAUCAAGCAGAAGCAGCGUAUGCAGGAGGAGCUCAGGUCACGCUCGCAGGCGCUGCCGCUUCCCGACGUGGUUCCGGACGGUGAAGCCCAUCAUGCACAAAACGGCCACCUGCCCCUGAACGGGCACCUGCCGCCUGGCGCAAACCAUCCCGCUGACCUCCAGCAGGUCAACCGAAACCAUGGACUCCUGGGUGGAGCGCUUGCUAAUUUGUUCGUCAUCGUAGGCUUCGCUGCAUUCGCCUACACGGUCAAGUACGUUCUGCGGAGCAUCGCUCAGGAAUGAUCCGGCCAAUGAGAGAGACCGACCGACGGGCGGGACAACAGGCUGGUGCUGUUCUCACGACCAAAAUAGGUAGCGAGAAAUCAAAAAAGGGGUUUUCUCACAACCAAAUAAAAAUGAAGCAGUGUCCCAUUAA